GCGAAAAAACCUAGGGUUUUAUCCUCGCUUCAGUAGCCGCAAGAGCUUCUGCUUCUCUCUCUCGACCGCCGUUCUCAGGAGGAGAAGAAUGUCGCACCGGAAGUUUGAGCAUCCCAGGCAUGGUUCUCUUGGAUUUUUGCCAAGGAAGCGGGCUGCUCGUCAUAGGGGAAAAGUGAAGGCUUUUCCUAAGGAUGACCCAAGCAAGCCUUGCAGGCUGACUGCCUUUUUGGGUUACAAAGCUGGGAUGACCCACAUUGUCAGGGAGGUUGAAAAACCUGGAUCAAAGCUUCACAAGAAGGAGACAUGUGAAGCUGUUACAAUUAUUGAGACUCCUCCUAUGGUCAUUGUUGGAGUGGUGGCUUAUGUUAAGACUCCACGUGGCCUUCGUUCUCUGAACACAGUUUGGGCUCAGCACCUGAGUGAGGAGGUGAAGCGUAGGUUCUAUAAGAACUGGUGCAAAUCCAAGAAGAAGGCUUUCACCAAGUACUCCAAGCAGUAUGAGACUGAAGAAGGGAAGAAAAGCAUCCAAGCACAACUAGAGAAAAUGAAAAAAUAUGCUUCUGUCAUUCGGGUUUUGGCUCACACUCAGAUUAGGAAGAUGAAGGGAUUGAAGCAGAAGAAAGCACACUUGAUGGAGAUCCAGGUCAAUGGUGGAACCAUUGCUCAAAAAGUGGAUUAUGCUUAUGGUUUCUUUGAGAAACAAGUCCCUGUGGAUGCCAUUUUCCAGAAGGAUGAGAUGAUUGACAUCAUUGGUGUGACUAAAGGUAAGGGUUAUGAAGGUGUCGUCACCCGUUGGGGUGUCACCCGCCUUCCCCGUAAGACUCACAGGGGUUUGAGGAAGGUGGCAUGUAUUGGUGCUUGGCAUCCUGCUAGAGUUUCAUUCACAGUUGCCAGGGCUGGUCAGAAUGGAUACCACCAUCGUACUGAAAUGAACAAGAAGAUUUACAAGCUUGGCAAGAUUGAGCAGGAGUCUCACACUGCCCUCACUGAGUUUGACAGGACCGAGAAAGAUAUAACUCCGAUGGGUGGUUUCCCUCACUAUGGUGUGGUGAAGGAUGAUUAUGUGAUGAUCAAGGGUUGCUGUGUUGGGCCUAAGAAGAGAGUUGUUACACUUCGUCAGUCUCUGCUCAAGCAGACAUCUCGUGUGGCCCUCGAGGAGAUCAAGCUCAAGUUCAUCGAUACUUCCUCAAAGUUUGGGCAUGGACGUUUCCAGACUACACAAGAGAAGCAGAAGUUCUAUGGACGGAUGAAAGCAUAAUUUUGCAUUUCUUUGGUGAAUUUUGGACCAUUGCUGCAAAUUGGGUGAUUGUGGUUUCUUUUGCAAUGAAAUUUUCCUUCUAGUCUAUAAUCAUUAAGACAUUACAGUUAAUAUUCCGAGUGUCUGAAGCGUUGAGAGGAUUUGAGCAGUCUUGGUUUUGCACAAUUUUUGUUUCUUUUCGAAGAGAUAUUAUGAACUGCUAGUUAUUCAGAAUUUCUUUCAUAAUUCUGUCUUUUGGUC
Vitis riparia (riverbank grape) is the source of this 1498-nucleotide messenger RNA. RefSeq names its product 60S ribosomal protein L3. Bases 89 to 1258 code for a protein of 389 amino acids. The transcript is spliced from 6 exons. Gene Ontology annotation, cellular component: cytosolic large ribosomal subunit; ribosome. NCBI's taxonomy places the organism in Eukaryota, Viridiplantae, Streptophyta, Magnoliopsida, Vitales, Vitaceae. Gene Ontology annotation, molecular function: RNA binding; structural constituent of ribosome. Gene Ontology annotation, biological process: ribosomal large subunit assembly; translation. The record is from RefSeq and is a predicted model, not a curated record.